AUGGCUUCCAAUAAUAAAAUAGAUAUCGGUUUCUUAGAGGAAAAGAGUAGUUGGCUUUUACAUCCGAAGUAUUUUCCAAGUAAAGUAGGUGGGAAACCAGCAUGGUUAAACUUACGGGAUUUACCGAGCCCUAGUGAAUUAAGUUGUAAAAAAUGCAACGAACCUUUGGUGUUUCUAUGUCAGAUUUAUGCCCCGUAUGAAGAAUCCGAUGAAGCUUUUCACAGGACUAUAUUCUUGUUCAUAUGUAGAAAUGGAUCAUGUUGUCAAAUAAAUAGUUCAGAUAACUUCAAAGUAUUGCGAUGCCAGCUUCCUAGGAAGAAUGAUUUUUACUCUUUCGAACCGUAUGAAGAAAUAGAAAAUGAAGACUUUCCGAUGGAUCAAUGGCCUCAUUUGUGCAAUCUGUGUGGUUGUAAAGGGCCUUCACAUUGUUCUAAAUGUAAGAAAACAUAUUACUGCAGUCGCAAACAUCAAAUCUUAGACUGGCAAAAAGGCCAUAAGCAGAUUUGUCCUGAGUUACAGACUGCUGAUGCCAAACCUAACAAUUUUGUAGUCACUGAGUCUGGGAAGUCAGUUCUGUUCAAAGAAUGGGAACUUAUAGUAGAUGAAGAAGAUGAGAGGACCCAAAAGAUGAAUGUAAAUGAAGAAAUGGCAAAGUUGCAAAAGUUAAUGCAGGAGAAGAAAGCUGGUACUUUGAGUAAUGUCAGUGAAGAUGAACUGGAACAGUACACCAAGACAAUGCCUGAAGAUAAAGUCUUCAACAAAUUCAGUAAAAGAGUACGAGGCACCCAGACCAAGUAUUGAGGUAUGAUCGAGGAGGUCAUCCUCUAUGGAUUACUGGGAAUUCUGGUAACAGUAUUGUCGAUGUUCCAAACUGCCAGUACUGCAAUGGGGAAAGACACUUUGAAUUCCAAAUAAUGCCACAACUCCUAAACUUUAUUGGUGUUGGAAUAGAAAUAAACAGCAUUGACUGGGGUGUUCUUGUAGUAUACACUUGCAAAUCAAGCUGUUCUGAAGGACCAGCAUACAAGGAGGAAAUCAUUAUAAAACAAGAUUUGUCAACUUGA
This is a messenger RNA of Spodoptera littoralis (African cotton leafworm), 1064 nucleotides long. The record is from the annotation of a GenBank genome assembly. NCBI's taxonomy places the organism in Eukaryota, Metazoa, Arthropoda, Insecta, Lepidoptera, Noctuidae.